This is a messenger RNA of Tetrahymena thermophila SB210, 1173 nucleotides long. RefSeq lists its product as hypothetical. NCBI's taxonomy places the organism in Eukaryota, Ciliophora, Oligohymenophorea, Hymenostomatida, Tetrahymenidae. The transcript has a single exon. The record is from RefSeq and is a predicted model, not a curated record.
AUGAAAAAUAGCUCUACUUUAAUUUUUCUUCUUUUUGUUUCCUGCUGUCUUGCUAGUGAGCAGAAUGUCCCUUACAGCUGUAGACUUCUGCCAACUCAUAAUAACAGUACUGCUAGUUGUAUGCCGAUACAUCCACACUUCGAAUUGGGUCAUGCAUAUCAAAAUAAUUACAACUUUUCUGCUUAAAGUAGCCCUGAAUUUUAGUCUUUAGACCAAUUUGCUAUUAACUAUUUUACAUUAAAUCAAUGCCUUUAUAAUGCAAAUUUAACUGUCUAGCUUUUCCCUGAAACUAAAUCUCCAAAUAUUGUUUUCUAUGAAAAUUUUACUGACUUAUACAAUAAUCAAACAUGCAAUAUUAUCAAGUAUACUCCUAAGUCUGAUGAUGUAAGUCUAAGUUAUCAAGUUUCAUCUAAUUAAUUUACCUGUAGAAAGCAUAAUAUCAUUUUACCUCGUCUUUUUGAGAAGAAAGAAGACUCUUACAGAAAGUGCCUUUUUAACAAAGUUAAAUAUUUGGAUAAUUCUAUUGACUGCAACAUAGCUCACAUCUUCCACUACAGUGCAAAGUAACUUUUUGACUUCUACGAAAAUCCAAACUUCUAAGGUUUUAUCUCCAACCACGUUGUCCAUGCUAUUAGCAAUCUUGGAGAUCAAGAUUGGGAUUUCCCUCCCUUUGGUGAUAAGUAAUGGUAUUUUAACUUUAACUUCAUGUUUGAAAUGACACUUGAUAUUAAUGAGCCAAGCACUAUUGGAGACAUUCUAAAAAAUUUCUAAAAUGUUUUACCUGUUGUUCAAAAAUACAGAAAAACUCUUCGUCCUUGGUUUGUAGCUAUUGCUUCUUAAUCUCCUUAUAAGCUUGAUUAAACUGGAUAGAUUGCUCUCAAUGAAACAGCUUAUGGAACAUUCUAUGAUAACUUAAAAUCCAACAAAUUCGAUGUUCUAUUAACUUCUCAGCCUGAUAUUGAAGAAAUUACAAUAUUUGUGAGCAAGGACUACAGAAAAUUCUAUAAAUUCGAAGUUUCUGGUGAACCAAUAUUCUUGAAUUAGUUCGAAGGAUUUGUAAUUAUAUUUAUUCCUACUUAUCUAGACACUCCUGCUAUUUUGAAAACAUCUUUCCAUUCAUUAAAGAUCUAUGUUGAAGAUGAGAAAGUUCUUCACAUUUCAAACUAAAAUUGA